UUUUCAGGUGCUCAAUCUGGGUGCUUUUUAAUCGUGGAGCUAACUACCAGUUGUACGCAUGGCUAUGAAUCGCGAGAACGUGGUCAGUGCUCUGCAAGCCACAACCGUAGGCGACAAUCAGAAGGUGGAGUCUUUUCUUGAUGAGUGCUCAAAGCAGAAUGGAUUCGCACCAGAGCUUCUGAAUAUUGCAUGUGAUGCUUCGAUCGCUGAGCCCGUUAGACAGGCGGCCGUCAUUUACCUUAAAAACACUAUUGUACGCUUUUGGGAGGGCGAUGGAUCAGUUGAAAAAUCAAAAAAACCUGAUUUUUGCUUGAGCGAUAAAGACAAAGCUCUAGUUCGAGAACGCAUCAUUGACGCUGUUUGUGCGGCUGGCGAGUCGGUCAGAACCCAGUUGUGUAUUGCGAUCCAGCAAAUCAUCCGUAUGGAUUUCCCAGCGAAGUGGCCUCAGUUUGUAUCACAGCUUAAGGCAAAGCUGGCCAACCCACCCGAUGCAUCGGUGCUAUCAGCUGGUCUUUUGAUUUUUUAUCGGCUUGGGAAAGUCUACGAGUACAAGAGCAAUAAAGAGAGAGAUGAUAUAGCUAAACCUGUUUCCACGCUCGAACCAUUAGUGUAUUACCACUGUCAUCAGCUGCUCCAUAACCAAUCCGCCGAGUCCGUCCUCAUCCAGAUUCAGGGACUGAAAAUAUUUUACGUUUUGAUUAUGUUUUCCCUUCAUUUUGGAUCAUUUUCAAUAUCCAGGCUAGAUGAGUGGAUAAAAUUUGCCAUUGAAAUUCUGGCGAGACCAUGCCCUUCCGAGCUUGAUUCAAUUGAAGACAGGGAAGAGCGCGCACAUACUGUUUGGUGGAAGUGCAAGAAGUGGGCAGCAAAGAUUAUGGACAGGAUCUUUGACAGAUAUGGGUCUCCUAACCAGGUGUUUGAUACAUACGCUAAAUUUGCUAACCACUUUUUGACGACCUGGUCUCGGCCUGCUCUCGGAACUAUGCUCAUGAUUCUGCAUGAACAGCGCAAUGGAGCCUACGUUUCAGACAGGGUGCUCUAUCUUGCUUUGGCGUUUACGAAUACUGCUGUCGCUCACUCUUUCUGCUGGAAGACCAUGAAGCCGGAUGCCUUGGAUUUGAUAAAGACCGUAUUAUUUCCACUGCUAUCUUACACCAAAGAAGAUGAAGAAAUGUGGGAAGACAAUCCAGAGGAGUACGUUCGCUUCAAAUUUGAUGUCUUCGAGGAUCUAUAUAACCCUUCGUGUGGAGCGAGUGUGUUACUUCGUGGUUUAGCCAAAAGAAAGGAUAUAGUUCAACCGGUUCUUGCUUUCGCUGUACAGAUUUUGCAACAGUCUAACAAUGCGCGCGAUAUCGAAGGGGCUUUACGCGUGAUUGGAGAGUUGGAUCAGCAGCUGACUAAAAGCAAGAAGUAUAAGAAGGAUGUGGAGCGCAUGCUUGACUCCCUGAUCGUAAAUCGGUUGCGGGAUCAGUCCAAAUUUGUUAGACAUCGAGCUGCAUGGUGCCUCAAAGAGUACAGCGACGCCUCUUUUCACAACAGAAACAUUCUUAGCAAGGUCAUCGAAGCCCUUAUCCAACGAAUGUGUGAUUCAAACGAAGAACUCCCUGUGAAAGUAGAAUCAGCUCUUGCAAUUCAGAAUUACUUGGAGAAUCAAGAAAGAGCUCAUGCGAUUGUCAAGCCACAUGUUCGUCAAAUCAUGCUCCAGAUUAUGGAGAUUGUUUCAAAGGCUCAGAUCGAUGAUGUGGUUAGCGUAGUGGAUGAGUUGCUGGAGCAAUUUGUUGAUGACAUCAUACCUGUGGCUGCUGAAGUGGCUGAACACCUGUCAAAUCUCUUCGUGGAACUUCUCGAGGGUCAUACAUGUGAUGAUAGAACUCCAGCACUAAAUAGCCUCAUCCCUACAUUGAGCAGCAUUCUUGACCUCGUUGAAGAUCAUCGUGAAGUUAUGGUCCAUGUUGAAGCAAGUGUUCUGAAACCAAUCAACGCUAUCUUCAGGGGAGCCCAUAUUGAAUUUUAUGACGACGUCAUCCUUCUUAUGCAGUCACUUCUGCAGUCGUAUGUCAGUGAACCUAUGUGGGCUGCCUUUCAUGAACUGUACAAUACGUACAAGACGUGUGAUCGAAUCACUAUGCUCCCGUUUUCUGAUAUCUCCUCUCUGUUACAUCUGUACAUCGUCGUCGACAACGAAAGCUUUUUGGCAUUCCCAGAAAGAAUGGCUGCCAUGAUAGACAUGUGUGAAAUAACACUCCAGGACGAUGAUGCUGGAGGAGAAAAUCAUUUAUAUGCUGCAAAGAUACUGGAGGUCAUCAUGCUUGAAUGUCAAAACCAUGCGGCAGAGGUUGUCCCAACUAUCAUUCAAAUGGUGACGCAACGACUGAUGAAGCUUGAUGAGUCUGAAGCCAUCAGUGAGCUGAGAGCUCUCCUCUUCCUUGUGCUUGUCGCUGCAUUGUAUGCGUGCACAGAUGCGUUCAUGAAAUACAUCAGUCAAAUAGUUAAUGACAACCCUCUGGACUACAUCUGUCGCGAGCUUGUUGAAAAUCCGGAAAUCAAACUCGAAGGCAUCCACAACAGGAAAAUGGCAUUAUAUGGACUGUGUAUAUUAUUUCAAGUCCCGGAAGCUAAUCGGCCUAAAAUGAUCUGCACAGAACCUAAAAAAGUUUUGGAAGCAUGUCUUCGUUAUUUCCAAGGUCUUCAAAAGGCCUUGAAAGUGCAAGCGCAACAACGUAAAGAAGAGGAGGAGUCCGAUGAGGAGUCAGAGGUCGAAAGCGAUGACGAGGGUGACUAUGUAGCCAAAAAAAAGAAAGCGGGACGACGUAAGCUGCAAUCUGAACAUUUGUCCGAUGACGAGGAUGAGAUCGAUGAGAUGUCUUUGGACUAUAUUGAUGCUUUGGCUAGAGAAAGCAAGCGCGAACAGGAAGGUUCUGAGGAUGACGAUGAGUCUCAAAUGUCAUCGAUGUAUGAGGAGACUGAAAGUGAGCACCUCAGCACAAAAUUUGAUGAAGAAGAUGGUCCCGAUGUCUUCGUAUUUUUCAAGCAGACUAUGGAACAGUUUGAAAAACGUGAGCCCACCCUCUUUUCCGCAAUGGUUGGCAAUCUUAGUGCAGAGACGUCUGAAUCUUUGCAAGAUCUUGUCAAGGUCUGCGAACAGCAUGUGAGAUCCGAAGAGUCAAAGCGUGUAGAACAAGCUGGUGGAUACAACUUCGACGCUGCCGCGGCUGUACCAGCAAGUUUCAAUUUCACCAACUGAAACCUUACUUGGACUUCAAUCCGACUACUAUUCAGUACUGAUUUUGGAAAUGUUGAUUGUUGAUUACCUUUUCCACGACAAUGUUUGCAGUUAACGUAUAUCAGUUACGGGAUAUCAGUUUGAAUUGUCGGGUCGGUGGGAAAUGUUCAUGUUCUGUUUUGCGCGCUUUGAGUGAUGACUUUGACCUCGGUACAAUUAGCUUUGCUAUUGCUAUGCAGCUUUUGCCUUUCUUUAUGUCUAUGUAGUUUGUUUUACUGGCCUGCUCUCGCUUUGUCCUAUGUCGCUACGGUCACUUACGUUACUCCACGAAACGCGCACUUUGCUUAACAGUUUACUGUUCCUUUGUAUUCUCGUUCUUUCUGAAUGCGCAGUAAGAAAUCGCCCAUAUGUUUGAAAGACAGUGUAUUUUCUUCUAACAAUAUGAGAAUGCGACGUAGCAAUGGCGAUAAUUCAGCGCUCAUCAUGACGCUAGUAACGCAUGUUUAUUUUGCCUCAGCAGAGUAGAUUGGAGCUAUAUUGAGUAUAGCAGACAGUUUUGAAGAACCAUUUCGAUUUUGUGCAAGUCUUUCUGAGAUUCUUUCUUUCACCGCACGAUAACCAUGUCUUCUACGUUAUUGUCAUGCUUGACUUCUUUUGAGAGGGGACAUGUUAGCAGAUAUGACGGCGAUAGUUGCUCGAGAAUUGUCUUCGUUUUGUCAAACAUUGUUCUCUUUCUUGUUAUAGACCAGUGUAUGCUGAUGGGUGCUUUACAUGUGUCUAUACUAAGGCUGCAUUUCUCAAAUGAUUGAUUGUAUUCAUGCACUGAGCUGUGAUCAAUUCCUAGAUAUGACUUUAUGCGGUCAGUUCAUAAUGUAAGAGGCUGGUUCGCAGAGUUCUGGUCUGUUCUGCUCUAUUACAAGACCAUACACCUAUGCAUCUGAUACUUAGCUCCUAUGUACGGUAUUACUCUUUGUAAUAUAUCUCAGUUUUUGUUAUUGAGAAACAGAGAUCAUAAUGCGUGCGUAUCAAACGAAAGAACUUCGCCGAGUACAGGCUGAUCAGAGUUUUGCGUUGAAGCUGGUGUUUUUUCUUGCGUUGACACCACUGUCGUUUACUGAACGUACUUGUUCGAUGCCGUUGUUUUGCUUUUGAGGCAUGUUUUUCCUGUUGUUUAGGUUAUUGUUGAUUGUGACCACUACGAGAGAUAAUAAAGAUUUCUGUG
Messenger RNA from Cylicocyclus nassatus, 4442 nucleotides. Lineage: Eukaryota; Metazoa; Nematoda; Chromadorea; Rhabditida; Strongylidae. The record is from the annotation of a GenBank genome assembly.